Messenger RNA from Octodon degus (degu), 832 nucleotides. Its product is annotated as protein NipSnap homolog 3A. Bases 66 to 809 code for a protein of 247 amino acids. Gene Ontology annotation, cellular component: mitochondrion. The record is from RefSeq and is a predicted model, not a curated record. The transcript is spliced from 6 exons. Lineage: Eukaryota; Metazoa; Chordata; Mammalia; Rodentia; Octodontidae.
GGAAGAGGACGGAGAGGAACCGCCGCCGCCGCCGCCGCCGCCGCCAGCCGCGCUCCGGGCGCGCCAUGCUCGCCUCCCGCUGCCGCCUGAGCAGGGCUCUGGCCCCGCGGGUGCGCGCGCCCCAGGUGUGCUCAUCUUUUGCUACAGGGCCCAGACAACAGGAUGGAACGCUGUAUGAAUUUCGUACCUAUUGUCUUAAGCCCUCAAAAAUGAAUGAGUUCCUGGAAAAUUUUAAGAAAAAUGUUCAUCUUCGGACAGCUCACUCUGAAUUGGUUGGAUUCUGGCUUGUAGAAUUUGGAGGCACAAUGAACAGAGUGUUUCAUAUUUGGAAGUAUGAUAAUUUUGCUCAUCGAACUGCAGUCCGAAAAGCGUUAGCCAAAGAUAAAGAAUGGCAAGAACAGUUCCUUAUUCCAAAUUUGGCUCACAUUGAUAAACAAGAGAGUGAGAUUACUUACCUGGUCCCAUGGUGCAAGAUAGAAAGGCCUGCAAAGGAAGGAGUCUAUGAGCUGGCCACGUUUCAGAUGAAACCUGGUGGUCCAGCUCUGUGGGGCGAUGCAUUUAAAAGGGCAGUUCAUGCCCAUGUCGAUCAAGGCUACACAAAACUGGUUGGUGUUUUCCACACAGAAUAUGGAGCACUCAACAGAGUCCAUGCUCUUUGGUGGAAUGAGACUGCUGACAGUCGUGCAGCUGGGCGACACCGGUCUCAUGAGGAUCCCAGAGUUGUGGCGGCUGUUCGGGAAAGUGUCAACUAUCUAGAGUCGCAGCAGAAUACGCUCCUGAUUCCAACAUCAUUUUCACCAUUGAAGUAGUUGGUGCUGAAAAUACUAAGACU